GUUCUGCUGUCUGCGUCCUUAAAAUGAGAAGAUGUAGUCGGAUAACGGAUUAACCUAUUUUAUUUCCAAAAUAAACAACAAAAUGAAUGAUUUGGAAACUAAGCUAGGAGAAUGUAAACUGGAUACUCCUGCUGCUAGUGAUGAAACAUCUAGUUCAAACUCUUCAAGUUCAGAUGAAGAAGACGAAAUACCAACAUACACGGUCGCUAUGUGGGACUUCAACCAGUGUGACCCAAAGAAAUGUUCUGGUCGCAAGCUUGAAAGGAUGAAGCUAAUAAAGAGCUUGAAAAUCAAACAGCGCUUCCCAGGCAUUGUUCUCACCCCAGUUGCUAAAAAGUGUGUUAGCCCUGAAGACAGAGAAAUCAUCAUGACCAAAGGUGUGGCAGUAGUUGACUGUUCUUGGGCCAAGAUCGAUGAGACUCCUCUGGGAGCCCUGAAAGCCACUCAUGGCAGGCUUUUGCCCUUCCUUGUGGCAACUAACCCCAUUAAUUAUGGGAAACCUUAUCAGCUGAGCUGUGUUGAAGCUAUUGCUGCUACCAUGUACAUAACAGGAUUCAAGAGUUCUGCUCUGUUUUAUAUGAAUAAGUUUUCAUGGGGGCAUUCAUUUGUAGAACUGAAUCAAGAACUGUUGGAUAUAUAUUCUAGUUGCACAGACAGUACAUCUGUUGUUGCUGCUCAGAAUAAGUACAUUGAAGAGGAGCAAUUGAAGCAGCAAAAUAGGAAUACUCUCCCAGAUUUUCCAAGUUCAAGUGAUGAUGAAGAAGACAGUGAAUAAGAACACUCAUUGAUUUCAAUGAAAACUUGUUAAUUUUUCAUCCUGUGAACAAUUCUAAGUUUAUUCAAUAAUUGACUGUGAUAAAAAUGUUGUUUCUAAAAUGAUGAGUUGAAUUUUAACUCCUUUUCAUAAUUCUCCAGAGGCAAACAACGUCCAUAAAAGUGUACACCAUAUUCAAAGUAUUUGGUAUUUAUGAGUAAUGGAGGUAUUUGAAAGAUAUUUGAGAGUACUUGAAAUAAUUAAUGGGUAUAGAAAAUAUAUUUGAUAUAUUUAAGAAAAAUAAAAUAUCUUGUUACAACAGUUGUUUUCAUCAACAAGGGUGCCUAGCAGUAGUAUAAUAAAAAUAAAGUAAUU
Messenger RNA from Phaedon cochleariae (mustard beetle), 1129 nucleotides. Lineage: Eukaryota; Metazoa; Arthropoda; Insecta; Coleoptera; Chrysomelidae. The record is from the annotation of a GenBank genome assembly.